Molecule: messenger RNA, 3035 nt
Organism: Psammomys obesus (fat sand rat)
Lineage: Eukaryota; Metazoa; Chordata; Mammalia; Rodentia; Muridae
Gene: Tmem169
Product: transmembrane protein 169
Exons: 4
Coding region: 315-1208 (297 amino acids)
Source: RefSeq, a predicted model, not a curated record
UGGACCGCUCCUGGCGGCCGCCUGCAGCCCUCUGCAUCCUCAGCCAGCCUUUCUCCUGUGUCCCAGUGCACGUGUGGAACAAAAGAGAAGACAGAGUAUUGGUAGUGAAAUCGGCUCACCCAGAUUCCUGAAACUUUCUAAGGGCAUGUUGUACCCGGAGUCGGGGUUCCUCCAUAGCAAGGUCACAAAUAUCCUUGGUGGCACAUUUCCAUAGUCUUUUUCAGGUACAAGCUGUGUGAUGCCUGAAGCCUGAAUUAGCUCAACACAAGUCAGCCUCUUUGUAGAGUAAGCCCAGCUAAGUUAUCAGGACUGGGAUGGAAGAGUCAGCACAGGUGGAAAGCCAGGGUCAGCUCCCAAGCCCCCACCAUGGCUCACUGAGAAGAGCAGUGGCUGCUGCCCUGGCCCUGGAUGGGGAAUCCACAAUGGGCCGCAGGAAGAAGAAGAGGAAAGAGUCUCGCCCGGAGUCCAUCAUCAUCUACCGGUCAGAUAAUGAGAAGACGGAUGAGGAGCCGGAAGAUUCUGAAGGUGGAGAUCGGCCUAAAGAGGAGGAGGGGGAGGACUUCCUGGACUAUCCUAUAGAUGAUGGUGUGUGGAACGUGCCUUUGGACAGCCGCUACGUCACACUAACGGGGACCAUCACACGAGGGAAGAAAAAGGGUCAGAUGGUGGAUAUCCAUGUCACUCUGACACAGAAGGAGCUGCAGGAACUGACCAAACCCAAGGAGCUGUCAAGGGAAGUGGCACCUGAGGGUAGAAGGGCCUGCCAGGUUGGGGCAGAUCAGGGGCCACAUGUGGUCCUCUGGACACUGGUCUGCCUACCUGUGGUCUUCGUCCUUUCUUUUGUCGUGUCUUUCUACUACGGCACUAUCACCUGGUACAACAUCUUUCUUGUGUACAGUGAGGAGAGGACCUUCUGGCAUAAGAUUUCCUGCUGUCCAUGCCUCAUUCUCUUCUAUCCAGUGCUCAUCAUGGCCAUGGCCUCUUCCCUGGGGCUCUAUGCCGCCGUGGUCCAGCUCUCAUGGUCCUGGGGAGCAUGGUGGCGAGCUGCCUGUGACAUGGAGAAAGGCUUCUGUGGCUGGCUCUGCAGCAAGUUGGGUCUGGAGGACUGUUCUCCCUACAGCAUUGUGGAACUGCUGGAGUCUGAUAAUAUCUCAGGCAGUCUCUCCAACAAGGACCCCAUCCAGGAAGUAGAAACCUCUACUGUCUAAACCGCCAGUGAUUCCUUCCAGGCCCUAAUAAGAACAUAGUCAUUCUCCAGUUCUAGCAUAGUCAUUCUACAGUUCUUAAGCUACCCAAUACCCUCUGCAGUCCUGGAAAAUCCUUGCACACACUACAGUGUCCCACCAUCUUCGUUAUCCCAAGAGGAUGGGAAAUAGAAAAGCGACUGGUGCCAAAGCAGUUCAUCUGAAAUGCUUCUUGACUCUUUGCCCUAAAAUGACUGUUUAUGAGGGCUAUGAAGAUAGAGUGGAAAUCCCUUCAGGGGCCUGAAGGUGUUAUUGGUGCCGGUAACCGGGGAGAGUGUGUGCCUAAAUGUGACAGAAAGCAAAAAGAUGCUCAGGGGUGACUGAAUCCACGAAGAAAAUAGAUAAAGAUGGAAUGCCACAUUUAGGGAGCCAGGCUCCUAUUCUAAAGACUGUGUGCAUCACUUAUGGGUAGAUGGAACUGCAUAUAAUUAAAGCCCCGAACAUCAAUGAGCUAAACAAGAAACACACUUCCUUUUUAUGUAGGUGUCCGGAGGCAGACCAUUCCAAGACCCUAUGAAAUUAUCUGGGUCUCCCUGGAUGGUGGGAUGUGGCCCUCAGUGCUCUUCUCUUCAGUUUCCGAAUGCUGACUACAUCUCCGGCAUAGCGAGUUCCAGAAACCGUGUUUCUGGAAGACAACCAGCCAAGGAACCAAACGAAAGUUUGAAGCAAAGAAGCCCAGCUGACCUGUUUAAGGAGGCUUCAAGGAAGUCUCCCAUCGAUAUUUACUAUAUCUCCUUGGCCACACUAUAGUCGCGUGACCUCACAGUCAAAAGAGGCUGAAAAAAAUGUAAUCUUUUUAUCUGGGUAACUAUAUUCUUAGACGAAUACUGAAUACUGGGGUUAUGUGAAUUUGAGAGAGAAAAAAAAGGGAGAUAAUGGCUAUUUGGUAGGCAAGAAUCAACAUCUUACGAUAGGUAUCAUUCAGAAUUCCGAACUACUAAUGGGCCUCUAUUUAUUUGUUUGUUUAUUCGUUUAGUUAUUUCGGCCCUAGUCUUACACAGAGAAUUUAUACAUAGAGAUGAAGUACAUACGCUAUGCAUUAGAUAGUAGCACCUCGUGUAUUUGGCAACUUACCUUUGGUCAUGUGGUUUCAGGGUUCUCUAGAAAGACCCAUUAGAUAGGAGCAUACAGUCAUAUAGUCACAGUACAGUUCUUCCUGGGAAGGAAGGGGGAACAGGGAUUGGCAAUAUUUAAUCUAUAAAGAUGGAGAUGAGAGAGAGAGACAGAGAACAAGAAUGAGAGCAUCUGUCAAACGCCAACCCAGCAGGGAUCAGUAGCUCAAAGCACAAACCACAUUUAGCUUGUGGUUUCACCAAACCCAGAAGCCUUAUUUGCUCGGACCUUUCUAACACGAAGCUUCUGACAGGACAAGUAGGAAUGUAACAGACAAAGCCAGAUGAAAAGAGUCUGGAUUGGAGAAACAACAACUUCAUUUUAAGAGUGCCCUGAUUUCAAAAUGUCAAGUCCUGUGAGGUCAGUGAGAAUUGGGGUUUGGAUUUUUAAAAGAAGGGGUGAUGAUCAUUUUUCUUGUCUCAGAAAGAAGUGUUCUGAAGAAGUUGCUCUGAACUGAACCAACCAGAGGAGUUGAUCAGGCUCCCCCAUAGCCAGCCAGAAGCAUUCAUUUAACGUAUGGUGCUGAACUCUACUUUCAGAGAAUUAAAAAAAAAAAAAAUCCUGUUAUUAGUUUAAUCAGAAGAAAAAAAAUGUGUCCAGUAUUUUUGAAGAUAGCUAUGGUGCUUUCUGGUGCAUUUCCAGAGAUAUGAAUAAUUUAAAUGGAAAUAAAGAUAAUAA